This is a messenger RNA of Neltuma alba, 384 nucleotides long. RefSeq names its product WRKY DNA-binding transcription factor 70-like. Lineage: Eukaryota; Viridiplantae; Streptophyta; Magnoliopsida; Fabales; Fabaceae. The record is from RefSeq and is a predicted model, not a curated record. The transcript is spliced from 2 exons. Gene Ontology annotation, biological process: regulation of DNA-templated transcription. The coding region runs from base 1 to 384 and encodes 127 amino acids. Gene Ontology annotation, molecular function: DNA-binding transcription factor activity; sequence-specific DNA binding.
AUGGAGAAUCUGGCAAUGAAAGUGCUGGAGAGAGGGCGCGAGUAUGCAAACCAGAUUCAACGAUUUAUCCGUGAGUCUGAUAAUGGAGAAGAUGAUGAAGAUGAGGCCUUGACGACGUCGUAUGCUCGAGAUCUAGCUGCGAAGAUGGGGGAUUCUUUGAAAAGGGCAAUUUUGCUCCUCAACAAUAAUCAAGAUUCGGCGGUUAACUCUGAGGAAUCUCACGAGAGUUCUAAGAGCAGAAGCCAAACAAUGAAAGAUCCAAUAAGAUUCUCUCCCCGAAAAAGGAAAAGUGUACAAACAUGGGAGGAGUAUACCAAAAUUCCAAAGGAAGAUGGUUAUGCAUGGAGAAAGUAUGGCGAAAAAAUCAUACUCAAUGCCAAAUAA